Molecule: messenger RNA, 1812 nt
Organism: Rhagoletis pomonella (apple maggot)
Lineage: Eukaryota; Metazoa; Arthropoda; Insecta; Diptera; Tephritidae
Gene: Lst8
Product: protein LST8 homolog
Exons: 2
Coding region: 81-1028 (315 amino acids)
Biological process (GO): TOR signaling; regulation of actin cytoskeleton organization
Cellular component (GO): TORC1 complex; TORC2 complex
Molecular function (GO): protein binding
Source: RefSeq, a predicted model, not a curated record
GUCUUUUCCAGAAUUGUGCUUAGUUUUUGAUAACAUUUCAUGUGUGUGUUUUUGAGAAUCAUUUUCUAAACCGAGUUUUUAUGGAAGCUACUGGCGAUCAAUUAAUUUUGGCCACAGGUGGCUAUGACCACACAAUAAAAUUGUGGCAGGCGCACACCGGUAAUUGCAUUCGGUCAAUGCGUUUCGUUGAGACAUCACAAGUGAAUGCUCUCGAUCGCACACCAGACAAAACUCGAUUGGCAGCUUGCGGUUAUCAAUGCAUUCGUUUAUAUGAUAUGGAAUCCAGCUGCACCGCUCCAGUUAUCAACUUUGAGGGUGUACAAAAGAAUGUAACACGCUUAGGUUUUCAGGAAGACGGCAACUGGAUGUUUACUGCUGGCGAAGAUCACCGUGUCCGCAUAUGGGAUAUGUUGUCACCUCAGCCACAUUGCUCAAGAGUUUUCGACUGUCAGGCUCCUGUAAAUGCUGCCUGCUUGCAUCCAAAUCAAGUAGAAAUAGCUAUGGGUUCACAAAACGGUGGUGUUUAUUUGUGGGAUGUUAAAUCUGAGGUACAUGAUCAAUUGAUACCGGAGGUAGAUGCGUCCAUUCAGGAUGUGGCAAUUUCACCUGAUGGACAGUACAUGGCAGCUGUAAACAAUAAAGGCAAUUGCUACAUUUGGUCUCUUAGCUCAUCGCCAAAUCAACAACUAAGUACUCUUAGUCCCAAACUUAAAAUAGCAGCACAUAAGCGAUAUGUAUUGCGAUGCAAAUUUAGUCCAGACUCUCGACUGCUGAUAACUACCUCCGGUGAUGGAACUGCGCGCAUUUGGGAGACUGAGCAUUUUACGAUGUGGCGUGAAUUAUCUGUAGAUAAUUAUUGGGUGUGGGACGCAGCGUUCAGCGCUGACUCUAAAUAUGUGUUCACCGCUUCAUCCGACAGCAUAGCCCGCCUAUGGAAACUGCAAACUAAGAACGCGGAAAGAAAGUACACCGGUCACACUAAAGCUAUAACUGCUCUGUCAUUCAAAGAUGAAAUAGUAUCGGAAUAACAUGACGCUUUAGGGAGUGAAACGGGUGGUAAGUUGUUGUGUGGGUCACGAAAUUUAUGUAAUUGCCGCAAAGAAAAGAAUAGAACAAGUGGUGGUAUAUGCUGCUUAUUUACCACAUACUUUGAAGUCUAAUAUUCAAGAAUAAAGACUAAAGGCACCUUUCCCCAUGCUCUGCGAUGUUUAUAUACUAAAAUUCUUGGUUAUAACGCCAGCAUAUUUCUACCCCAACUUUAUUCUUAGUACAAUAUGUAGUUUUAUAUUAAGCAUUAUUUUUACUAUUUUAUAAGUGUGUUAACCAUAUAUGUAAUACUCCUAUAUUGGCAGUAAGAGCUAGUACCGUCCGAAAACACUACAGUACGGAUAUAUCAAUAAACACGUACGAAAGAAAAGGAACAGAUACGUAUAUAAAUAAACAUGUACACAACACAUAUACAAAAACGGCACUCAAGUACACAAUACAUUGACAAAAACAGUACUAGACCGUCUCGAUUUGAUUUCGGAAUGCUUACACAUUGAGAAGUUAGCUUACUGCCAAUAUAGAAGUAUUACAUAUAUGGUGUAAACAAACGAUAUUGCGCCAAAUGUGCAAAUGCGAUAUUGUAUAGAUAUACAUACAUACAUAAGAUUUCAUUUAUAAAUAUUCACAGUAGGCGUCAGCAUUCAAAUAAAAUGUUUAAAUACCAUUUUAAUACAAGACGAUAACUUAAGCCUUUUUUACAACAAAGCUUUCAGUUUUCAUUAUACAAGUGAAUUAAAACCUUAAAUUAACAUUUGAAACAACCCU